Molecule: messenger RNA, 2077 nt
Organism: Lethenteron reissneri (Far Eastern brook lamprey)
Lineage: Eukaryota; Metazoa; Chordata; Hyperoartia; Petromyzontiformes; Petromyzontidae
Product: microfibril-associated glycoprotein 3-like
Source: RefSeq, a predicted model, not a curated record
CAAUCGCACGUCGCCGCUGUCUGUCCGAGAACGGAGGUCGCGGCUCCGCUCUCGGCUCUCUCCCCGUUCUCUCUCCGCUCUCUCCGCUCGCCCAUGGCCACCUCCUAGACGCUCUUCAGUCGCUGCCCGUUGCCGUAGAAUCGCCGCGCGACAACCCCGAUCGCGAUGUCGAUGUCGGUCGCUCUCCGCCUUCUCCUCGCCUGCGGCCUGGUCGCCGUAUCCGCAGCCUCGACCUCGCCUAGUCCUCCUACCGCUCCGGGGAGCGCGGGGCCCGCCGACGCGGGGACCCCCUCGACCCCGGCCUUGGGCCCGACCGCGAUCCCCUCGUCGCCGGGGCUGAACGCGAGCGGCGGCGGCUCCCGGCCUCAGGCCGCGGCUCCGCCAGAGCACCUGGCGGCGCUGGAGGGGGACAGCGCCCUGCUACACUGCAACGUGAGCGGCAGCCCCGAGCCGAGCGUCGCCUGGAUCUCGCCCCGCGGCGUCUCCGCGCUGCAGCCGGGAUCCGGCCGCUGGCAGGUGGAGGCCACGGGCGACCUGAACAUCAGCCACGUGCGCAUUGAGGACAAAGGCCGCUACACCUGCAUGGCCACCAACGAGCAUGGCAGCGCCAACUUCACGGUGACGCUGCGCGUGGUGUACGUGAGCGGAGACCUCGGCAUCUACUACGUGCUCGUGUGCCUCAUCGCCUUCACCAUCAUCAUGAUCCUCAACGUGACGCGCCUCUGCAUGAUGAGCAGCCACCUGAAGAAGACGGAGAAGGCCAUCAACGAGUUCUUCCGCACGGAGGGCGCCGAGCGCCUCCAGAAGGCCUUCGAGAUUGCCAAGCGCAUCCCCAUCAUCACCGGCGCCAAGACGCUCGAGCUCGCCAAGGUGACGCAGUUCAAGACGCUCGAGUUUGCGCGCUACGUCGAGGAGCUGGCGCGCAGCGUGCCGCUCCCGCCGCUCAUCACCAACUGUCGCAACAUCGUCGAAGAGCUGGUGGAGGCCGUCUGGGUCGAGGGGGCGGCGCCGGUGUCUACCGAAGACGACGACGACGACGACGAGGUUGAGGGGGCUACCGGCGGAGCCAGCGGCGCCGGCGGCUGCGUCUACACCAUCCCGCCGCACGGCGACCGCGACUCGGCAACCUGCGACUCGGAUGAUGCCGCGUCGCUGCCGGGGCGCCGUCACAUCGCCAUCCAGGUCGCCGUGCACGAGCACAAGCCGGACGGCGGCGCUGCUGCUGCUGCUGCUGAUUCGUCGACCCAGCAGCAGCAGCAACCGCCGCCGCCGCCUGCAAGUGCCGGUAAUGCUGCCGUUACUACUGCUGCUGCUGCCGCUUCCUCCUCUCCGCCCGUGUCGGCGUCGGCAUCGGCCCAGCACAGCCGCAAUGGCAGCUCCAUGUCGGGCGCCAGCGUGAAGGACGGCGAGGUGGCGCUCGCGCCGGCCGCCUCGUGCGUGUGCUACGAAAGCCACGUGUGAGGUGGCUCCGCCUGGGUUUUGGGCGCCCCCUGGAGGGGAUUGGGCAUGCGAGAGGGGUAUUUUGGACAGAGGAGCGGGGGUCUCGGACCCCCGAGGAGAGGAGUCUUGCACGCAGAGGGGGAUUGAUGUUGGGAUGAGUGGCUCUGUUGUCUCCCACGAGGGGUUCAAAAGCUUCUUCCAAAACAACCACACCUUUUGUACAGUGCUUAGCGUAGUCCCUGUGGAGUGUCACGUUACGCGUAGGCUGGGUGUGGUGAGAUAAACUUAUUUUCUCUGCAUGGCUAAAUCCUAAAAAAAGUUUUUUCCCCCAGCGCUUCUUGGUGCUUUACCCACAGCGUCCAUGAAUUAACACAGAGUGGGCCGUGAUGGGUUCUGGCUGGCGUUAUGACAACCUUGCCCACACAGGCAUAUCCCUGUGACACACCAGAUGAUUGUUAAACUACAGGCUGUGGAGCAGGUGAUGUCGCUGUGCCCACGAUUGUUCUCAGCAAUCGCUGCUCAGUCACGAACCCCGGUUAACCCACUUGUGGGCUAAUGUAGAUACGGUGGUUUGUCUUGAUUAUGUCGCUCGUACUAUGAGAUAAAAAUAUUUUAAAUAAACGUUUGGAAGAGAUUA